Molecule: messenger RNA, 579 nt
Organism: Blastocystis hominis
Lineage: Eukaryota; Bigyra; Opalinata; Blastocystidae
Exons: 2
Coding region: 100-579 (159 amino acids)
Source: RefSeq, a predicted model, not a curated record
UUUCAAUCCAUUUCCACAACAUUUUUAGGGCAGAUCGCCAAUCAAAUUCUGCUCCGAGGAGCGUUUGUGAUGUCGCCCAUAUUGUGGGCGCUAGUUCCGAUGAGUUUUUUGGAUAAUGUGUGGAGUGUCGCAAAGAACAAGGCGGAAAUCGCGGGCAAAGUAAUUGCUGACCAAUUAUUGGAGCGAGGUACAAACCGGGCAUUGUCCCUUGUCGGAACGUCUGUGGGGUGUCAAGUAAUUUUGUCAAUCCUCGACAAUCUGCCUGAAGAUUGUUCAAUCAUUCAGGAUGUUGUAUUGCUGGGAUGUCCUUUUGCAUCCAAUUCACCGAAAUGGGGAGAAUGGAGGCAGAAGGUGUGUAAUCGCUUUGUCGUUGUUCAUUCAGAAAAUGAUGGAAUGCUUGCCUAUGUGAAUCGAAUCGAAUCAGGAAUCGUUUCUGUUUCCGGUCUUACUGGAGUGGAGACAGAAGGGAUCGAGAACUAUGAUGCUUCUGACAAGAUUCAAUCUCACUUUCAAUAUAUGCAACAAAUACGUCAAAUCCUUUUAGAUUUACAUUUUAACUCGGAUCUUCCUGAACUUUGA